Mytilus californianus (California mussel) is the source of this 2896-nucleotide messenger RNA. RefSeq lists its product as uncharacterized. Gene Ontology annotation, biological process: positive regulation of Rho protein signal transduction. The transcript is spliced from 6 exons. Gene Ontology annotation, molecular function: actin binding. The coding region runs from base 184 to 1428 and encodes 414 amino acids. NCBI's taxonomy places the organism in Eukaryota, Metazoa, Mollusca, Bivalvia, Mytilida, Mytilidae. The record is from RefSeq and is a predicted model, not a curated record.
CGCGUGUGGUGCUUUAAAGAACGAUCAGCUGUAUCUGACAAAGAAGUGGGUGUUUAAUUCCAUUGAUAAUUUCCAGGACUUUCGCAAAGUAUUUACGUUGGACGGAGUUCUACAUCAAAUUUCGUGGUACAAAUAAAAGGGACUUCAGAAAGAAAAGAGAAGAAAGACAGGAACAAAAAAGCCAUGAAGACUGGAAAGAGGAUUUUCAAGAAAAUCAAACAAGGGUGGGGAUCCAAUUCUGAGAACCAAUUGUAUUCACCACUGGUUCAAGCUCAGCAGACAACAACAGGCACUGAUAGAGGAAUAGAAAACGAGAAACUAAAUUCCAAUGGAAUAGAUACAAUGAAAAACAAGGAAACACGAUCGAAUUUGCCAGCCUGGCAGAUCAGGAAGAAAAAGGCAUCUAUGCCUAGGCCAAAAAGUACUGGAUAUCUGAAAGAUUUCAACAUUCUCUCUGCCGAGGAUGAUGUUGAAGAUGACGCAGACACAGCAUAUGAUGAUUAUGUAUUGUCCAGACAAGCAGCUGUUGGGAUGGAUCUUGCUAAAAGAAAUGGAUACACAAUUAAUGAAGGCAUAGGCGAAAGCAACAAAGCUAGUUAUAACGUUAGGAAAGAUAUUAAGGAUGUUACUAAAGAUUUCCAUGGGAAUGUUAUUGGUUACACUGAUGUUCAUACUGUCGGUGAUAGAGGUCAACAAUUCAAAGUCAAUGAAACAAAUGGCCGUCUUGGUGGUGCUGAUUUUUGUAAUGAUUUUGAGGAAAAGUUUAAUUGUGGUUUGUCAAAAACUCGCCAGAGAAGAGACGAUGUUGUUCUGACAAGGGAUGUAAGUGGCAGAGCAGCAUAUUGGCAGAACCGUGAAGAUGACAGUAGAAAACCAAAUAUAUGUAGUACAUCCUCUGGUGUGAAAAGGAACUGGACAACCCCAAGACAAAUUCGACAAAUGAAAGAUCAGGUUGAUCCAAACGAAAUGACGCAAUAUAUCUACGACGCAGGAGUUGCCAAUCGUGCUGCCAUGUGGCAGAAACUAGAAGAUGAUCACUUUGAAAAGAUGAUAAUAAACCCAGACAAAGAAUGGAAAGGACCUAAAGUAAGAGUCGUCUUGCCCACGGAUCACCCGGAAUACGGACGACCCCCUAAAGGUUCGAAGACAGAAAAGCGCGGCAUAAAAGCACAUAAACAUGUUGUGAAAGAAAUUGGAGAACUUUGUUUAAUGAUUGCCGAAAAUGGUGAACUACAGGAUGAUGGAACGGUGACCAUCACUUUCAGGAAACUUUUCCAAACGUAUGUUGCUAUUUCAAACAAAGUUGUAGGUAUACUAAUUAGAGCAAGAAAACGUGGUUUGUUACACUUCAAUGGAGAGAUGUUAUAUCAGAGACAGGAUGAAGAAGAAGUUAUAAGAUUAUUUAAUGUUCCAGAUCUAUUAGAAUAGAUACCAUGAUCUCGUGUGUAUGUUUUUCGUUGUAAGUUGUAGAUUCUCAAACUUUCAUAUUUUUUAUACGAUUUACAUUUUUUGUAAUUUUCAUUUUUAGGUCAUAUAUGAAAGUUGUAUUUUGGAAAGUUUAGUGUGGUUUUAUGUACAUGUAUAUCAACAUUUCUUCUUUUAUUAGCAGCUUCAUAAUAGUAAUUAAAACAUCUAAUUUGGCGUUAAUACAGCGUAGCCAAAUUUAGUUUUUUUUUUUAAAGGGGGAUCCCUUUUCUUGUUCCACGCCAUUUGAGUAUUUGGACCGUUGAACAUGUAAAGUAUAAGAUAAUAAUGUGCAUACUAUUAUGGUCCUGCCGUAAUAUAGAGUUCAAUUUUGAAAUCAAAACUAUGGUCGUGAGACGAUAUUUAGAAAGAAAUGUUUGUAUUUUUAUCACAUUUUGCAAUUUACAUAGUCACAAUUUUGCUCAUCACAUUAAUUAGUUAAACAAUAAUUGUAUCAGCCUUAUCAAAAUAUUUUCCAACCUUGUGCGUUAGUUUUAUCGCAAAAUGAAGCAUCUUGGAAGUAUGAAUCCUUUACAGAGGUAAAAUAGCAAUGCUUGUUUCAUGCAUUUAAUUUAGCGUACGUAAAACGUACUUUGUUUUCCAAAGAUGCAAAACUUCGGAUGUAAGGCUUACAACUUGCGCUGUUGCAUGGUAAAAUGCGAAAAGGAACAUAUAACAGGAAAGGUGUUUGUAUUAGGAUAGAAAUGUUCCACCACAAGGUUCUGUUCAUGUCAUGUUAAACCCAGUUAAAUGUAUAUGGAGUUUGUUACAUAAUCGUUCGUCCGUAUUUAUUUAUUUAUAGCGAUACAACUUCCAGAAUAUACAUUAUAUAUAUUAGUUGAUAAAUAUAUAAGAAUUCUUUUGAUUAUACCCAAGGGAACUUCCUGUAAAUAAAUCUUAUAUCAACAGGAAUAACUGCCAUUUCCUAAAUUUACACGGGGAAACUCCAUACUAAAAUUCACGACAAAAUGGACGAUUUUCCCCCAUAUUGUUGGUUUUCCUUUUGGACAGUUAUGUUCCUUUGUCCCAAUCUUGCGGUGUUUAUAUAUUCUAACUCGUUUGCUAUGCCCAUGUAUGUAGUGUGUAGAUUUUAAUGCACGUUAUUUGAGUAUCACUGGUAAAGUGCUAGGGAUUUCGCUACCACAAAAUACUUAAAAUCUUAACUAAAUUAUGUUAUUGAUACACUGUUUAGUUUGGAUGUUUGCUUGUACCUGUAGAAAACUUAUUUCUAGCGGGAUAUCGAAUCAUAAUUUUAACGGUGAUGUUGUCUUCAGAACACGUAAAUUUAGAUUCGAUCCAUGUAAACUGAUCGAUCUUUUAAAUAAACUUAUUCUUAAAGUUUAUCAAUUUAACACUGUAAUGCUAUCUUUGAAUAUUGUUUUUAUCGGUACUUACAUUGAUUUUGUUAUCAAUAAAUCAAAACAUUACUAAA